GUGGGGGGUUGGCGAGAGGUGAGUAAGAGAUGACUCAACAACCCUCCACUAUAAGAUGCCCCUGAUGGCGCCUGACAGACAUGUACACAGACACCAGCCAAGAAAUACCAGUUUUUCUACAUUUUGUACAACUACUAAAAACAUGGACUACAGCACCCUGACCCUCCUGAUUUCUCUUUCGCAAGUUUUGUGUGUGGGAACAGCUGCUCCUCUGUCAGUGGAAGUAGUGAAGAUGAAAUUUAAAGUGAAAUGGAUGGCUGAGCAGCUUGUGGUUAAGCUGAACAAAGACUUCCAGGUUCCUGCUGGCCUGACACUUAGUCUGCCUGCUGAUGAUGUGGAUGGACUUUCCUCCAUAGUGAUGAUCUUGGACGGUUAUAACAGUUUGAUCUCGGACACUCUUAACGGGGUCUCCCAGGUGAAGUCUGAAAUAUCUUCGCUAACGGGUUACCUUCAACAGUGGAAGAAGGGGCACUGCAACGAGCAGCGGCCAAAGCCCCUUGUGUCUGGCCCGCUGCAGGAGCUACAGAGUCGAAAGGAAUACAUUCACACCGUCGGCAUCGAGGCUCUGAUGAGAGUGAAGGAAUUCCUCACUCUUCUGCUGAAGAACCUGGAUCAGCUGAAAACUUGCUGAUAAAAUGACUUUGGGGAAAGAUUUGUGAAAUCUACAUCUGUGAUGCUUGAUAUAACAUUCCUCUCUGGCCACAUCAAACUUUUCGUGGAAAUGUAUUCUUGAACAUGCACUUAUUUAUAUACGUAUGUAUUUAUUUAUAUACUAGGAAGUAUGUAUUUUGAAACAAACAUGAUCUUUUUUUUUAUCAUGUUUGAAGCAAAUAUGUAGUUUUUGAUGGAAUGUUUACCGGAUCUAUGUUUUGCACACAAAGAUAAAUCUGCUCAUAUAGAUUUAUUUAAUGAAACCACUGUCUUAUCAACAACUAGCUAUGUUGACCUGUAGAUUGAUUCAUUCAUAAUUAUGAAUCAGCUCUGUCAUGUUAACUGCAGCCAGAGGAAACGUCACAGUGAACAGUGAUGUCACCCCUGGAAAUUCCUGAAAACCAGGUUGAAUUUUGCCAAAAAUAACAGGUGUGUUUGCAUGAGGACAGGAAGUGUAAAGGGCAACUUUUUUCAGUGCAAUAUCAACAACUGUUCAAAAAUGGCUAUUUAUAUCGGUACAUGACUUUUUAUAUAUUUUUGUACAGCCGAUUUUUUUUUA
Scomber scombrus (Atlantic mackerel) is the source of this 1210-nucleotide messenger RNA. RefSeq names its product leptin-like. Lineage: Eukaryota; Metazoa; Chordata; Actinopteri; Scombriformes; Scombridae. Bases 56 to 631 code for a protein of 191 amino acids. The transcript has 3 exons. The record is from RefSeq and is a predicted model, not a curated record.